This is a messenger RNA of Lottia gigantea (owl limpet), 2562 nucleotides long. RefSeq lists its product as hypothetical. The coding region runs from base 1 to 2562 and encodes 853 amino acids. Lineage: Eukaryota; Metazoa; Mollusca; Gastropoda; Lottiidae. The transcript is spliced from 3 exons. The record is from RefSeq and is a predicted model, not a curated record.
AUGGGGGAUCCCUUUACAUACAUAAGGAAUGGAGAAAUACUGACAGGUGAGGAUGGAAUAAUAGCGAAAGUGAAAGCCAAGGCAUCGGAUGUGGUCAACAAAUUGAAGAAAUCUCUAAAUAUCGAUAAAUCCAGAUCUAUUGAAGAAGUUCCGGACGAGCUGAUCAAUAAUUUGGUGUCUGCUUUCAAAGAUGGCGCCUUGAAGUUUAAACCGGGUCUGGAAACAAAGAGAGAUAACUCCAGUUUAAAGACGACGUCAAACCAAUCGACUGAAAUAAACCACUCGACAGACGGUAAUAAAAACGUCACUGUUAAAAACUCAACCAAAGAAGGUUCGGCGACAUGGAAAGAUGGUGGUCACGCCACAUUCACCUUGGGUGGUGAUCAUAUUGUUGAUGGUGGAGCCGGUGCGUAUCUUGAUGCCGACUAUAACAUCUCAUCCAAAAGGACCGAAAAAGAAUCUGAUCCGAACUCUGAUGAUUUUAACUAUAAAGGAGUGGACGUGGAUAAAUCAGCCAAAGGAAAUGUUAAAUUUGGAGGACAUGUGGAGGUUUGUGGAAGACGUUUUGAUGUACCGAUUGAUGUUCACGGUGAAGCCAAUUGCGGGUAUUCCCACUCGAAAGAAGACGGUACAAUUCACUACCAAACAAUUGACGAUAAUAAACUGACGAACACAACAGAAUCAAAGCAUGAACGAUCAGUAGGAGCGAGAUCCAGGGCUUCAGGUGGAUUGUCUGUGAUGAACAAUUCUAUUAAGGCAGAUGCAGGUGCUCGUUUCGACGCUGGAUGCUUCGUAUCUUCAAAACAUGUAGACGGUGAAUCAUUGCCAAAUAUAGAUGGUUACAAAUACGAAGGAACUGAGACUGAAUACGCUGCGGCAGCACACUUCAAUUCAGAUGCUAAUUUAAACGCUUCGGUGGACGUUUUGGGUAAAACAGCAGGUGUAAAUGCCACUGGAAAAUUGAAAGCUGAUGGACGAUCUGUAAAGAUGUCGGCAAGCGGGAAAGUUGCAGCCAAGGCGGUCGAUGCUAAAGCUGAUCUCACAGUUCAAACCGACGAACAGAAAACAUCAAUUGGUGGAGUUCACGCUAAUAUUGGACAAUUUAGCGCACGAGGUAGAGCUGGAAUACAAUGGCCUGGUGCAGAUGAAAAACGUGUGGAAGCCGAGGCUGAUUUCAAUCUAGCGUCAGUAAACGCUCUACAGGCAGAGGUCCGAGAAAAAGAAGAAAGCGACGAAGCGGACAUUCAUAUAAAGGGUGGGUUAGUGAAUGCAAAUAUUGCAAAUGCAAAAGUUGUUGGAAAAAAAACAGGAAAAAAGGCUACAAUGACAAUGGACGGUACGUUGGCCGAGGUGAACGCCGCAAAUGUGUCUAUCACAGGUAUCGAUAACAGAGAAAGCAACAGAACAAGAGUUAACGCCCGUGUUAAGACUACCGCUACAGCUAACAUUGGUAACGUGGAUAUAACUGGACUUGGUUGUAGAGAAACCCGGUUUGAUGUUAACACUGCCCCAGGCGUUGAUGCCUUCAACUUUAGAUGUGGAAUCCAUCGUAAUACUGGGGGAUCUGUUUCAACUAAUCGCACUUCGUUCUGUAAUAUCGACUUGAGCAUAGGUCCACCCAACUGGAAUAUAUCAUUUGGAAACAAUGUUGGAAAUAUCGCUAUUCCAUUUUUUGGAGGGGGAGGAGGAGGAGGAGGAGGAGGAGGUAGUAGCAGCGGAGGAAAUCCGAAUCAAUCCGGUGAGGAAGAUGAUGAUGAUGGUACUGGUGCUGGUGGGAAUGGUACUGGUACUAGUGGAAAUGGUACCGGUAUUGCUGGGAAUGGUACUGGUACUGGUGGAAAUGGUACUAGUGGAAAUGGUACCGGUACUGGUGGGAAUGGUACUGGUACUGGUGGAAAUGGUACCGGUACUGCUGGGAAUGGUACUGAUCGGAAUGGUACUGGUACUGGUGGAAAUGGUACUGGUGGGAAUGGUACUGGUACUGGUGGGAAUGGUACUGAUGGGAAUGGUACUGGUACUGAUGGUAAUGUUACUGGUGGGAAUGGUACUGGUACUGGUGGAAAUGGUACUGGUGGGAAUAGUACCGGUGGAAAUGGUACCGGUACUGGUGGAAUUGGUUACCAGGGUACUGGUAAUAGUGGUAGAACAAUUGGGCAUGGUAGAAAUGGUACUGGUACCAAUGGAAAUGGUACUGGUGGAAUUAGUACCAAUGGAAAUGGUACUGGUGGAAUUGGUUAUCAUGGUACUGGUAGAAAUGGUACCGGUACUGGUGGAAAUGGUUAUCAUGGUACCGGUAAUAGUGGUAGAACAAUUGGACGCGGUGGGAAUGGUCCUGGUACUGGUAGAAAUGGUACUAGUCGCGGUGGAAAUCGCAUUGGCCGCAGUGGAAAUGAUAAUGGUCGCAGUGGAAAUGAUAAUGGCCGCAGUGGAAAUGAUAAUGGUCGCAGUGGAAAUGAUAAUGGCCGCAGUGGAAAUGAUAAUGGCCGCAGUGGAAAUGAUAAUGGUCGCAGUGGAAUUGGUACAGGGUCAAAUAUUUUACUGUCCGACGAUAUUUUGUACUGA